Xiphias gladius (swordfish) is the source of this 1566-nucleotide messenger RNA. Its product is annotated as zona pellucida-like domain-containing protein 1. Gene Ontology annotation, cellular component: cell surface. The transcript has 11 exons. The record is from RefSeq and is a predicted model, not a curated record. NCBI's taxonomy places the organism in Eukaryota, Metazoa, Chordata, Actinopteri, Istiophoriformes, Xiphiidae. The coding region runs from base 1 to 1296 and encodes 431 amino acids.
AUGGAGAAUGGGAUUAGAGUGCAAAAGAAUGGCCAACAAGAUGUUUCCGAACAGGUGUCCUGGGAGACAGGACUUAUCAGUCUGACUGAGCCUUCUCCAGACAGCAUGACUCUCUCACUUUGUCUUCCUCUGCUGGUUGUGCUCCUGCAGCCUGCUCUGUGUCUCUACAACUGCUCCUCUGAGUAUGAGAGGACCCCAGACAACUCGGACCUGACAGUUGACUGUGGCACCAGAAUGAUCACCCUGGAGAUCAACCUGUGCACAGCUCAGUGGGCAGGCUUCAACACCACGGACCUGGCUCUGAACGGGAACCACAACAAUACAGAGUGCCAGGGCUCUGUCGACACUAGUGCGGACCCUCCGAUCAUCCGUUACCAGCUUCCUGUUAACCACAGUCUGGAUAACCCCUGUCGCCAGUCUCUGCAGAUUGUGGAUGAGACUCCGGAUCCCACAGGUCCCUUCAGCAACUUCCUAAGUAUCCAGUCAGUUAUCAUCACAGGGUACAUUGACACACCCAGAUCUGACCAGGGGGUGAUCAGCUAUUCCACAGACCUCUACUAUCAUUUCUCCUGCCGUUACCCGCUGGAGUACCUGAUCAACAACACAGAGAUUGUGGCCUCCUCAGUCUCGGUGGCGACCAGUGAUAAUAAUGGAACCUUCAUUGAUACACUAAAAAUGGCUAUUUUUAAUGACUCUCACUAUGGCUAUCCUUUAGUGGUACCUUCCACAGGACUUGAGCUACGAACCAGGGUCUAUGUGGAGGUCAAGGCUGUUAACCUCACGGGGAAUUUCCAUGUACUGCUGGAUCACUGCUUUAGUACUCCCACUCCUUACAACAUGUCGCACAGUGAGCAGCACAACUUCUUCACUGGAUGUUCAGUGGACCAAAGGACGUCUGUGGCAAGCAAUGGACUUUCCAAGAUUGCCCGGUUCAACUUUGAGGCCUUCCGCUUUGUUCAGCACCGUGACCAGGCAAAGUCCAGCAUCUAUCUGCACUGCAUACUGAGACUCUGCGAGCCCAGCAAAUGCCAAGAGCUGCUGUCUGCCUGCAAUACCAGAAGAAAAAGAUCCUUGACUCCUUUCGGAGUAGAAAGCAGAGAAUCAGCCACUGUUUCAGUUGGACCUCUUUACACAGCUCGAGAAGACAGGCCCUAUGCAGCUGCCUACAGUAAUGACAUGGCAUCAGAGAGGGACGAUGUGAGCGUGACGGGCCUGGUGGUGGGGGUGGUGUUUGGCUCGGCCGCUGCUGCCUUGCUGGUUCUGGGUGGCUGGUUCGUCCUGAAGAAGUUUUAUUGAGUGGGAGGAAUACCUCAUUCCUUUGACUGACAGAUUGAGUGGCAAAUUGUCUUUGCCUCGUCACCUCAUACCUCAUAAAAUCUGAUAAUGUUGGGAUUUUUUCAGUAAUAACCAAAUGUUCUAGUCAGGUGAGUAUUGAAACCAAACAAAUAUUCUGGUAACUUUUCCUGUCUAUACUCACUGCAUCUGCUUUCAGUAGUCAUUUACUGGCAAUGAAGGAACUGUUAAGCCUGAACAAUGUGUAAAAAAAACAAAUAUUAACUAUGGCAG